UGUAGGGAAAAUCACAAUCACAAAACUGGAAAAAAAAAAAAAAAAAGCUGUAGACAUUCAUUGGCAGCAGCGUAGUGUUAUAGUUUGACUGUAGCGCACUCUAGCGGACGUCAUGGCGUAAUGCAGCGCGAGUUGACGUCGUUGCUGUGGCAACCAGUUCUCAACGGUCUGUUGUAGCGAACCAGCUGCGUUAGCGCCUGUUAUCUGUAGUUUACCGUUACACUCUGUCGCUAGAAAUGUCCCGAGCUCAGGCUGAAAAUGUGAUAAAAAACAUAAUUCGUGAAAUAGUCCAGGAGUGUGCGGUGCGGGGACAGUCUGUGUCGGACGCUCUGGUGGCUUUUAUGGUGAAAGCUGUGGUGUUGGACCCAAGAAAUGGCUUUAAUGUUGAUCGGACACUCACUAAACAAGAUGUCCAAAAACUGGAAGAGCUUUGUCUGGAUAAACUCAUGGAAAAGUGCAGCCCAUCCCUUGAUACAAUCAAAAUGCAAGUGUAUUUUGAUAUGAAUUACACCUCUCGACGGGAGCUUCUUGAGGAAAUCCAACGGGUGAUGGAGUCCAGGCUGAUCCCAGUGAGCAGAGAGAUCACUGACAGCAGGGUGAAAACCAGGGAGGAGUGUGACGCUCUGUACCGUAAAAUCGUCAGCUAUAUCCUGCAACGCUCCGCCAUGGGCUCCCCGACAGACAACAAAGCAAUGCAAGAGGCUACAGCUGCCCUGCAGAGCGUCUUCCCUCAAACUGAAGUGGGAACCUUCAUGGUGCUGUUAAAGAAAGACAAGGAGCAGCAGCUUGUAGAGCUCACCAUGCUCGUCACUGGGAUCCUGCUCUUCAACAAAGCCAGCAAGAAGGAGGAGGAGGAGGAGGAAGUCAACAUCAAUGAUUUGAUACCUACAGUUGUCAAAGAAGUUCUUCCCGUCACCACUAAAAGUAUAGAAAACGAGCUACGUGUGACACAGAGUUUGGCGUGGAAGUAUACAGCUCUGCUGGAGAAGCUAACCGACCCUGACGUUCAGCCCAAACAGUGUGACGUGCUCAUUGUUCUGCUCAGACAGGCUCUCUACAACGUCAGGCAGCAUGAAGUUUUCCUCAGAAUGUUACUGGCUGAUGCAGAUUUAUGUACCAAGCACAUUGAAAUCCUGCAGACUGAACUCUCAUCACAGAUGAAGCUGCUGAAAGAAACUGUGCAACCAAAGAUGGCGGUACCAACCGCAACAGUUUUUCCACUGUUCAAGGUCCUGUCAAAGCUAUGGUCUGGACUUCAGGAUGAGGCUGAGCUUCUGAAUAUCCUCAAUAACAUCACACUCAAUCUUCAGCCUUUCCUCGCCUCUCAGGCCAAGAUUUUCUCUGAAUCUUAUCUGGACAGCCUGCUGGAGGCAUCCCAGGUGAAGACAGAUGAACAGAGAAUGACAGAGUCCUCAGAUGAGCGUAUUGAUCCAGAUCAGUUGACGCCACAGGAAUGGCUCCUGCCUGAAACAACAACCAGUUUUAAUGAGCUGCCACAACAGUAUAAUGGAGUCUGUGGCUACACACUUGUGAACAGAGAUGGGCUUUUACUUCCAGGUAAUCCACACAUCGGAGUCCUGAAACACAAGGAGAAGUUCUAUGUUUUUAGCUCCAAACAAGCUGCCUUGAAUUUUUCCUCCAGUCCAGAUGACUUUGUUGAGAAGGUGGCAGAAAAGGCCAAGUGCUCCCCUGAACUCAUUCAGCUCCUCAAACUCCACCAGUUUUCCUGUGUCAGUCCGUACUCUGAGUUGCAGCCAGGAGAGAGUUUGCUGGUGAAGCCAUUCACCAAGUGUGAGAGUGGCACCCAGACUGACCUACACCCGAUGGAGACAAACAUCGUGAAGUCAUAUGAGUGGAAUGAGUGGGAGCUUCGACGGAAAGCUCUUCAACUGGUUGAUCUUCGGACCAAAGUGACGCACUCGAUGCAGACUGAUCUGAGCCACCUGAGACGGGAAAACGCCACUCAGACCUGGCUUCCCAAAGACGCUGCCUGUCAAAGCAAGAGAGACAGGCUGCGCCGCACCACGGCCACGGUUGGUCGCCAGGAUGACGGCUCGGCACUGGAUUGGUUGGCUGUACCAGGAAGACCGCGAUAUAAAGGCGGAACCGUGACGUCGUCUUCGGGUCAGAGGGUCCGAGGGCGUGGCUACAUCCUACCCUGCUUCCAACCUACACGUCAGCACACUUGGGUUCCAGUGAUCAGCUGUGAUUUAGGGAUUUAAUAUUGAGUGAUCGCAGUCAGCAGCCACCUUUUGUUUAACCGUUUUUUUUCUCAUGUUUAAGUUAGAAUAGGGAAGUUAGGCUUUGUUGUUCUUUUUACCUUUUUGUUUUUGGCAGAUCAGUUUUGGGUUAAUAGCUUAGUGGCGUUUUGUUUGUUGUUUUUGGUUUUGCUCACUGUCGCUUUCA
Molecule: messenger RNA, 2406 nt
Organism: Amphiprion ocellaris (clown anemonefish)
Lineage: Eukaryota; Metazoa; Chordata; Actinopteri; Pomacentridae
Gene: cfap206
Product: cilia and flagella associated protein 206
Exons: 13
Coding region: 237-2222 (661 amino acids)
Biological process (GO): regulation of flagellated sperm motility; regulation of cilium beat frequency; sperm axoneme assembly
Cellular component (GO): ciliary basal body; axoneme
Source: RefSeq, a predicted model, not a curated record